Coturnix japonica (Japanese quail) is the source of this 12960-nucleotide messenger RNA. RefSeq names its product ATPase copper transporting beta (gene ATP7B). Gene Ontology annotation, cellular component: trans-Golgi network; plasma membrane. The record is from RefSeq and is a predicted model, not a curated record. Gene Ontology annotation, biological process: copper ion import; copper ion homeostasis. Gene Ontology annotation, molecular function: ATP hydrolysis activity; ATP binding; P-type divalent copper transporter activity. Lineage: Eukaryota; Metazoa; Chordata; Aves; Galliformes; Phasianidae.
UGCUGGAAAUGCCAUUUUCUGCCAGUAUAAGACAGGCAGAAACAAUAGUUAAGAGAAAGUGAGCUUGGAUUUGCCUCACAUAUGUAGGCUGUCCUAACAGAGGCAAUGCAUUUGUAUUGUAUAUAUGGUGUUUAUAAUGCAAACACCAGACACUGUUUGUCUUUCUCUUGAAGUGAAGGUGAUUAUGCUGAAUAGAAAUGGAACGGGAUGAAAUAAACUCCUAUACAAAGGCCAAGCAGUUUGACUUGAGACUAAACACUGGCUGUAGGACCAGAAAUACAGGCUUAAAUCCAGGUUACCUUCUCUCUCUCUCUCUUUUCUUCAUUCUUCACAACUAUGAUGUGCUUUGUGUUAUUUACAUUGUGCCAGGUGACUCAUCUAAAUGAAAUCUCUCUCUGACGCCAUCAAACAUGACCACAAAAAUGAUGAGGCAGUUGCUGGAAGGGAACUAAUAGUAAUUCUGAAGUAUGGACUUUACAGUCUGAGGCAGAUUCAUAGCAUGUGAAUAGCUGGGUGGCAUUGAAAACAUAUACUUACAUUCCUGAUCUGUUUAAGAAAAAAUUUAAUUGCAGGUUUAGCAGGGCACUACGCUUGCCUGAGACAAGCUAAAUAGCAGCUUACUUAAAAACAAAACAAAAUGGUCAGUCUUCCCAUUUACUUAAUCAGAAGUUCGAGGAUUCUCCAGUCAAAAGAAGUGAAAAUCCUGGUUGGAAAGCAGCGCUGCCUGACAAUUUCUGCCCUGCCCCUGGAUGAAUGUUACUGCAGAUCUGGACUUGAAUUAGCCUAUACAGAUUGUGAUUGUUCUUUGCACUUAAACUCUGACCCCAAAGGUGUGUCUUUUCCGGGGGUUAUACGAUCAGCUUAGUAGUUUCUAGGCCCUUGAAAACAAAUUCCUGCAGUAUAAAUACAGAUAACAGGAAUUAUUGUACUGAAAUCAACACUGCUAAAAGCAGAGUACCAAGUCCACACAGUUUGCUGUUGUGAAGAAGCCGUGGAAUCAGAAAAUGAGCCUGCGUUCCUGAGCCCCGUUACCGAAGAGAUUCUCCUCUGACUUCUGCUGGUUGAGAGCAAACAAACUGUUUUUAAAUAUUUAGAGAAGAUUGAAGCUGCUACCUGAAAAACUGGAGCCAAAGUCUGAACUGAUUUGAAAUGAGGUCGUCAACUCUUAAGCAAUUUUAUUCAUGGCAGGUUUUGUCCAACGCUGACUCUCCUCCGAGCUGUGCGCUGGAAUCUGAAAUGAAACAGAACUUUGCUUUUGACAACAUGGGCUACGAGGAGAACUGUGAAGCCAUGCCCUCAUCGUCUUCCCAGGAGCGCACUGUGGUGGUCAAUGUUGUAGGAAUGACUUGCCAAUCUUGUGUGCAGUCGGUAGAAGGACGAAUUUCCAAAGUUAAGGGUGUUGUGAGUAUUAAAGUCUCCCUUGAACUGAAUAAUGCUCUAGUAAAAUAUCUACAGUCAGAAAUAAGCCCUGAACAGAUUUGCCAAGAAAUAGAGGAUAUGGGCUUUGAUGCUAACAUAGCAGAAGAGAGGUUGACACCAGUGUCUGUAAAUUUGCCGUGCUCGAGAGAGGCAGUAAUAAAGCUUCGGAUAGAAGGCAUGACGUGCCAGUCCUGCGUCACCAGCAUUGAAGGAAAGAUUAAGAAGCUUCACGGUGUGGCAAAAAUCAAGGUGUCACUCAGUAACCAGGAAGCAGUUAUUGCUUACCAUCCGUAUAUCAUUCAGCCUGAGGAACUUAGGAGCCAUAUCAGUAACCUGGGGUACGACUGCACCAUUAAGAGUAAAUCGGCACCUUUGAAGCUUGGUGUGCUUGAUGUCAGGAGCCUGCAGAGUGCAGACCCCAAAGAGACACCUGCAUCUCUCGAGGGUGAGGGUUUGCAUCCAUUGGUUGCCAACAAGAGCAGCACAGCUACAGUGACUGUACAUAUAGAAGGCAUGCACUGCAAAUCUUGUGUCAGAAACAUUGAAGGAAAUAUAUCCUCUCUUCCAGGCAUACAAAGUAUUGAAGUCUCCUUGGAGCAUAAAUGGGCUGUCGUGCAAUAUAGCCCAAAUUUAAUAACCUUGCCUGCUUUGCAGCAAGCUAUUGAAUCCCUUCCACCUGGAAACUUUAAAGUUUACCUCCCUAAUAGUUCAGAAGCAAAUAAUCAAGCAUCUUCGUCUCCUGCUUUGGUAUGUGAUCUCUUCAGAGAGCCACUGAAAGACACAGUGUGCACAGCUGUUAUUAGGAUUGAUGGCAUGACCUGCAAUUCCUGUGUACAGUCCAUAGAAGGAACAAUAUCUCAGAGACAAGGCGUGCAGCAUGUAGCAGUUUCUUUAGCUGACAAGACUGGGACCAUACAUUAUGAUCCAGCUAACACAAAUGGAGAGGAACUGAGAGCUGCCAUAGAAGAAAUGGGGUUUGAUGCAUCUUUGCUGACAGAUACUGGUGCAGGAGAUCACAAGCAGUGGCCUGAUGCCAGCAAUGCUGCAGCACAGCCUCGAGCUCCAGAGCCUCCUCGCCAGAGCUGUGUCUCCGAUGCACUUCCAGACAGCCCGCACCUUGAUGAGCCAAACCAGCCCAGUGGAGCAACAGCCAAGAAGUGCUUUUUACAAAUCACUGGCAUGACCUGUGCAUCGUGUGUGUCUACCAUUGAAAGAAAUCUGCAGAAAGAAGACGGUAUUGUUUCAGUGUUGGUAGCACUGAUGGCAGGUAAAGCAGAGAUAAAAUACAAGCCAGAGUUCAUACAGCCUCUUGAAAUAGCACAGUUGAUUCAGAAUUUGGGUUUUGAAGCCACUGUCAUAGAAGAUCAUUCAGAAACAGAAGGAAAUGUGGAGCUUCUUAUUACAGGGAUGACUUGUGCUUCCUGUGUUCACAACAUUGAAUCCAAACUUAUGAGGAUGAAUGGCAUAUUCUACGCCUCAGUUGCACUUGCUACUUGCAAAGCUCACAUCCAGUUUGAUCCUGAAAUUACAGGACCUCGAGAUAUUAUAAAAAUAAUCGAGGAAAUUGGCUUUCAUGCUUCUGUGUCUAGAAGAGUUCCAAAUACGCAUAACUUGGAUCAUAAAAGGGAGAUACAGCAGUGGAGGAAGUCUUUCUUGUGCAGCCUUGUGUUUGGUAUUCCUGUCUUAAUCCUAAUGAUUUAUAUGCUAAUACCUGGCGGCGAACACCACGGGGCUAUGGUGCUGGAGCAGAAUCUCAUUCCUGGAUUAUCUAUUUUAAAUCUUCUCUUCUUUGUCCUGUGCACUUUUGUUCAGUUUCUCGGUGGAUGGUAUUUUUAUGUACAAGCUUACAAGUCACUGAAGCACAAGGCAGCCAACAUGGACGUGCUUAUCGUACUGGCCACAACGAUUGCUUAUGUGUAUUCAUGUGUGAUCCUGUUGGUGGCAAUAAUUGAAAAGGCAGAGAAAAGCCCUGUCACUUUCUUUGACACUCCUCCAAUGUUGUUUGUAUUCAUUGCCCUUGGGAGAUGGCUUGAACAUAUAGCAAAGAGUAAAACCUCAGAAGCUCUUGCUAAACUUAUAUCUCUCCAAGCCACGGAAGCCACUGUGGUGACUCUAGGACCUGACCACUCUAUCAUCAGAGAGGAGCAGGUACCUGUUGAACUGGUUCAAAGGGGUGAUAUUGUAAAGGUUGUUCCAGGUGGGAAGUUCCCAGUGGAUGGGAAGGUCAUUGAAGGCAAUUCUAUGGCAGAUGAGUCUCUCAUUACUGGGGAAGCUAUGCCUGUUACUAAAAAGCCUGGAAGCACAGUGAUUGCUGGCUCUAUAAAUGCACAUGGCUCAGUUCUUGUUAAUGCAACUCAUGUUGGUAAUGAUACCACCCUAGCACAGAUCGUGAAAUUGGUGGAAGAAGCUCAAAUGUCAAAGGCACCAAUCCAGCAACUGGCAGAUAAGUUUAGUGGAUAUUUUGUUCCAUUUAUCAUCAUAAUUUCUACAGUGACUUUGGUAGCAUGGAUCACAAUCGGCUUUAUAAAUUUUGAUAUUAUUCAGAAGUAUUUUCCUAAUCAGAACAAGCACCUUUCAAAAGCUGAACUAAUACUGAGGUUUGCGUUUCAAACCUCAAUCACUGUGCUGAGCAUUGCAUGCCCCUGUUCUUUAGGCUUGGCUACCCCAACAGCUGUGAUGGUGGGCACAGGAGUUGCUGCACAGAAUGGUAUUCUCAUCAAAGGUGGAAAACCCCUGGAAAUGGCACACAAGAUCAAAACUGUGAUGUUUGAUAAAACGGGGACCAUUACUUGUGGGGUUCCUAAAGUCAUGAGGGUUCUUCUGCUGGAAGACACAGCUGUGCUCUGUCUGAAGAAGGUACUGGCAGUGGUUGGCACUGCAGAAGCCAGCAGUGAGCAUCCUUUGGGAGUGGCAGUCACUAAAUACUGCAAAGAGGAGCUUGGCACUGAGAGCCUUGGAUACUGCACCAACUUCCAGGCAGUCCCAGGCUGUGGCAUCAGCUGCAAAGUAGGUGGUGUUGAGGCUGUCCUGGGCAUGGCUGAGGAAGGUGUUGAUAAGUUGGACACUAACAAGAGUGGGGACAGCAGUGCUCCUCUGGGAGAUAACGCACUGAUUGCACUCUCUGAAUCAAAUGGUUCAUCGUCUUCCCAUAUAUACUCAGUAUUGAUUGGAAAUCGUGAGUGGAUGCGACGGAAUGGCUUGCAUAUUGCAAAUGAUGUCAAUGAUGCCAUGACAGACCAUGAAACAAAAGGACAGACAGCCAUAUUAGUGGCUAUAGAUGGCGCCUUGUGUGGAAUGAUCGCAAUUGCAGACACGGUCAAGCAGGAGGCAGCCCUUGCUGUGCACACGCUGAAAAACAUGGGAAUAGAUGUGGUGCUGAUAACGGGAGACAACAGGAAAACUGCAAAAGCCAUUGCUACUCAGGUUGGGAUCAAAAAAGUCUUUGCUGAGGUUCUUCCUUCUCACAAAGUCGCAAAGGUCCAAGAACUCCAAAAUGGGAGGAGAAAGGUUGCAAUGGUUGGUGACGGAGUCAAUGAUUCCCCUGCACUAGCCAGGGCCGACAUUGGAAUAGCAAUUGGAACGGGCACUGAUGUUGCCAUUGAAGCAGCAGAUGUUGUUCUUAUCCGAAAUGACUUGCUGGAUGUAGUUGCCAGUAUUCACUUAUCGAAGAGAACAGUGCGGAGAAUACGAAUAAAUCUGAUUCUCGCCUUAAUUUAUAAUCUGCUUGGAAUACCAAUAGCAGCAGGUGUGUUUAUGCCCGCUGGUCUUGUGCUUCAGCCUUGGAUGGGAUCAGCUGCCAUGGCAGCUUCCUCUGUGUCUGUUGUGCUGUCUUCCCUGCAGCUAAAAUGUUAUAAGAAGCCAGACACAGAAAGUUAUGAAGCUCAAGCUCAAGGCCGCAUGAAGCCACUAACUCCUUCCCAAAUCAGUGUUCAUAUUGGAAUGGAUGAUAGGAGGAGGGAUUCAUCCAGAUCGGCUCCUUGGGAUCAAAUUAGUCAAGUGUCUCUCUCUUCCUUGACUUCAGACAAGCUGCCAAGACAUAAUGGGCUUUUUGAGGAGGAAGGGGACAAGUGGUCACUGCUGAUGAAUGGAGGAGAUGAAGAACAGUACAUCUGAAGUGUUGCGUUCUUAUUACAGCAGGAAAUGUUUCACUUCACCAAGGAAAACAGGGACCAAGUUAUGUCAUCAAGAGCUGCAAGGUUAUAAGUGAAAUUAUUCCUUUGGCUCACAAAACAAUUGCAGUACAGUUUCAUAUUGUACGGAUUGUGGAGUUUUUUCAGGUCACCAGUUAUUCCUACUCACUGAAAGAAUCUGUGACUCUAUUGUGCUCAUUUGCACGCAGCAAUUAGUGAAAUAAUUUAAAACAGUAAUUUUCAGAGUCUAAUAGAGUUUCUGUCUUCUGGACUGUUUGCUGGGCACCAAAUUUCAUACUUCACGUUCUUUCUAAGUUUAUUCUUUCAGGAGCACAUAAAGCAAAAAAUAUGCUCAUAGCCUCCAAAUACUACGCCUAUGUGAAAAUAUCCACUGCAUAAGGAGCUCUGUGGUUGGAACCACACAGAAUCCUAACUAGUCAUGUCAUUGUGGGUGCACUUUAUACUUAGGAUUCAUGUGCAUCUUCUUGGACCAAAAAAGCUUCAGUGUUUCACUGACUACAUCUCUCAGAAAAGUCUCUUUCAAAGACUUUCACUUUCUUUCAACUAUCAAACUCUUUUGAUGCACAUUUUCACAGCUGAACUUGUUCUGUGAUUCCCACUGAUCUCUUAGGCUUUCUCUUUUGCUCCAUACAAGCUCUUUUUUCUCCCCUUUCUCCACACAAGACAUCUUCUAUGACUUAUUACUAUGUUUACAGAUACUCCUUUUAGGGACAGUUUCCUUUAAGUCACUAGGAAUUUUCCAUUCUUAGGGAAACCCACAAAGGAUGAGCAAUUAGUGGUCUAAGUUAGUACAUAAUUUUCCUGUGGAUAUCUUGUAUGAUCCCUUAAAGUCCUGGAUGGUUGGUAGUCAGCAGUCUCUUCCCUCUGACCAAGGGAAGAAUUUCUGUCAGUGUGAAUGAAGCUGGCAGUUACUGUGGAGUGACUGAAAGCAGAUCGACGUCUGCAGAUGGUGUGACUCCAGCAUGGCUGGAUGGAGUGAGUUUGUUAUAAAUCAGCUUAUAACCAGCUUACUGGUUGCUUAAAGUGCAGCCUUGACAUUAGAAGGGAAUGGUUGAAAAGUGGCCUUAAAAUGUGGGAUUUCUACUUGCCAUGGUGUAAGUAACUCUUCCUGAUGAUGGAAGGGUAUGAGGAUUUGCAAUAGCUUGAAUUUUAAGGUAAAUGGAUUCCCAUGUUUUCAAUUGGUUUCAAGUUCCUUUUUUGCUCUAGUUUAAUAAGAAAUCAAGGUGCUGAGCAACCCACCUUUCACUUCAGUGUCUGUACCAAAGCUGGUGGUAGCUUUAUCUCUCUGAAUGUUGAAUUCAACCCUUAAUACCAUUUAGAGUCAGGACAAUAGGAACCAACUGCUGAAGUGCACUUGAACCUGGUCCCAUAGUGCUGAACUGUGGGACUCUGAAGUAAACACACCAGAGUUUUGUGUUCUGAUUUGGGAAGUGAAAGAACGGGAAUUACUGCACUAAGCAGUAUGAGAUAACGUUCACUGAUUCAAUUAUAGAAUGGUUUCAAAUAGGGAUUCGAGUUCUGCCCCUCCUAAUACUUAGUUGUUGUUUUCUACAAGGCAGAAAAGGGACCGUGCCUAAAGCACCAGGCAGAUCUUCCUGUUCUCACUUCCUUUUAGUAUUACAUUUCAGCUGUCACGAGAAAACACCAACAGCAUUGUCUAAAAUACAAUUACUCAUGCUUUAAAACUGUACAAUCUCCUUAUACAUGCAGAGGUGACUUUCACAGCUCACACACUUCUCAGAGGUGCCAUAAAUGCCUUAAUGUGGCCUUCAGGGGAAGCUGGUCUACUGUUUCACUAUUUUAUGUUUUCUUACCAGUGCUUACAGUAAAAAAUAUGGUGUUUUGUUGUUUUUUAAACAAACAAAACUUGUGUGCCUUGGCUUCUUAUUUUUUGAAGGGUACAGGAAAAAAACAACACUCUACCAAACAACCACAUAUAAGCAGUAAUUGAUGGAUAGUAGGAUGCAGACGCAAAAUGUCAUUGCCAACAAGCAGUUUCGUUUGCAUGGCAUGCUGUGCAAACGUCUCUGUUCUUGAUUUAGCAUACUUGGCUCCGACAAAAAUAAAACCAGGAUAUUCAGCCCAUUGAUCUGUUCUGGUGGAUCACAUCUUUGUGUAGUUGGAAGCUGCAAAGACUUCUUUGUUAGAUUUCAGCAGAAGUGAGAAUUACUUGGUUCUAUUGUUGACUUGAUCUUUGCUUUUUGAAACUCUGGACCAGUCUGCUCGUGUUAAAGAUCACAGUGUGCAUAUCCAACAGUACAGUGCAUGUGGGGUAAGAAAAGAAAUGUUAUGGAUGAUUAAUGUGACUGUUUUGUGAUCUGGUUCAGGCAGAGUAAGCAGGGAAGAAGGACAGUGUUGUACUGUGCAGGCAGGUGAGGCUGGAAGCAUUUUGAAGGAUAGAAUUAGGAUUCCAAACCAUCUUGAGAUAUUGGACAAAGGAAUUGGAGGUCAGCUGGGCAGAAAAAUGCCAGGUAGGUGGUUUAUAUUUGUUUGAUGACCUGUUCUAACAACACUGUGGUGCUGCACAGCAGAACACAUACAUGGUGGUGCAUAAACACUGUUAUCUACAUGAUGUAAAAUCAGGACGUAAGUACCGGAGAAAGAGAAAUGUAAGGAGAUAGACAGACUUUCAGUAGGUUUCCCAACAGCGUACUUAAAGGAAGUACAAGUCUUCAAAUACAAAGAGAACAACUGAGUUCUUUCAUCUUUCAGUGUCUUAUGUCCACAGAGGAUAGAAGAAGAAUUAAGAGGCUUAUUGAUUCAAGGAAGAUUUAGAUCAGUCCCUGAGGAGGAACUAGCAGGAAGAGAUUUUCAAGGCAGGCUCUUGGGCUGCGUGUGGCAGUUGGGCACGUACCUGUUGGAAAUGCUUCAGCCAGAGGUGAGUCCUGUCAUGGUGGCUCCCUUGGACACCCUUUCAACAUUCUCUCCAGCCCUGUUGUCCCUUGUUUCUAUGACACUGACAUGGGCUGGCAUGUUACCUGAGCAGAGGGCUCUAAACUGAUCACACUGUGCUGUUCUCAAGAGGGGCCAAAAGGCUGGAGGAAAGAUUAGCUUUGACUUUACUUAAUAUAUUAAAAUUAACUGGAAAAUAAGUUCCUAUUUAGUAACCGUAUUUGCACAAUGUCUUAAAAUGUAAACUCUUAAAUUGUAAACAUUGUUUUCUUUAAAACUCUACCACUGUUGAGGUAUUAGUCUAUUUGUCCUGGGAACAAUAUAGUGUCUAUAUUCACACACUUAUAUAUUACAUAUAUGUAUUAGUGAACAAAGAAGACAUCUAAUGUGUAGGAUCUAUCUAAUAGGUCUUCUCAUGCUGUAGUUUUGCCAUGGAAUUUUUGGUGCCCUGUGGUCCCAGAAAAAAAAUGAUUGCAUUUCAUGAUCAGAGGGCUGGAGUAUGUCCCCUAUGAAGACAGUCUGAAGGAGCUGAGUUUAUUCAGUCUGGAGAAGAAAAGGCUGUGGGAAGACCUCAUUGCAGCUUUCUAACAUUUAAAGGGAGAUGAUAAACAGGAGGGAAAUCAACUUUUUACAGUGACAGGACAAAGGAGAAUGAUUUUAAACUAAAGGGGUUGUUUAAUUUCCCCCUUCCUUCCCAUUUUCCAAGCAAACAAACAGCUUGCUUUCUGUGCAGGCUGAUUAAAACCGGUUUUUGACUACACGGACUUACAGGGAUUGUAUUUUCUCUGAAUGGACUUGUGUGUGGAGAACACAAGUGAGUCACUGGUGAAAUAAUUCAGUGGGGUGGAGGAUGAUAAACCAGCUAACACCGGAAUGUCAUAUUUCAUUUCCUCUGCUAAGAUACCAGCAGUGAGUUUGCUGGUUUUCAGUGGGAAAUCAUUCAGAGCCACAACAACUGAAGAAGCGGUGAAGGACAGAGCAUCCUGUCCAGAGGUUUGCUGCACAGAGAAGCUGUGGGUGCCCCAUUCCUCGAGGCACUUGAGGUCAGGUUGGAUGGGGCCCUGGCUGGCACCGCCCAUGGCAGGGGUUUGGAACUGGAUGAUCUUUAAUGUCCCUUUUGACCCAAGCCAUUCUAUGACUCUGUUCUGAUUCUUGCUGCCCUGCUUGCAUGUGAGUCCUGGAUAGGCACAGACAUAGGAGGAGAGAGAUGGAUUCCUCCUCUUUUCUCGAGUUAAAAUCACUGAGGCUUUGCAGACCCAUCCACAGUCCCUCUGUGCAACACUCUGAUUUUCAUCAGCUGUUUAUGCAUAAAUGGGUGAUUUCUAAUGAUUCCCCAGGUGCUGCACAGGAAAGGGAAGGGAUUUCCCAUGAGGAUAUGUUUGUUGCUUUCACCACUGUGGCAUCCACCUCCCCUGGGAUACGUGUGAUAGUUAGUGCUGUUUUUAUUGCUCAUUAGUGCUUACUGUAGGUGAGCUCUGCAGCCAGGAGCCAGGUGGCUGCAAGGGCUGAUGGACCACGAGAUGUCACUGCAGGCUCAGCCCCAGCCACAGAAUCCCCUUCGUUUGCAAAGCAUCUGAAAAUCUAAUGCAGUCAGUGCUCGUUAUCACCAAGGGGGGAAAAGUAGAAAAGGGACAGUUUAAGCCAAAGGAUAGAAUGUACCUAAAAUCUGGGCUUGAUUGGAAACUAUCGAGCUGCAGAACUGAAGAUUUGAGGCCAGUGUUGAUUUGUUUGGAGCUCUGAAUUGCUACCUUGUUUGUAUUAUCUGACAGCUAAGUGAUUCCUGAGCUCCUCGCUUGCUGUCUGCUAAGAUUAGCGUUUGCUUUCUUUUCUGUUUUCCUUUGACAAGCAGAGAUCUCACAAGAUAAGCAGUGCUGCAGGAGAGCUGAGCAUCGUGCACCUGAGCUGUGUGCUCAGCACCAACCCACACCUUCAGAUGGGAUUUAGAUUCCCCAGGUAUCAGGGGUGCAUGAGAUGUGCCAGCAGCCUGGGCCAGCUGUGUGAUCCCUGCUUGGGAUCAUUGGCAGUGCCACAUACGCAUGGUGCCAGCCACAGCAUGCCUCCAGCACGACCCCUAUGUGGGCAACAGCUGCUUUUCUAGACCCCUGCUCGCCCAGGGGCUGCAAAACUAUCUGGCUGCUGUAAAAAGGCAGCAAACCCAUUGGCUUUCACACAGGACCCGCAGGGCAGCAGACCAUCGUGCAGCAGGACCAGCAAGGGGAUGGAUGUGUGGUACCUGCGGCUGCGUGCAGCACUUGUCACAGAGGUGCUGCUGUCCCCUGUGAGGGUUAAUGUUAUUUUCAGACACCUCUGCAUUGCAGCUGAAAAUCGGAGAGGCUGGGAGCAACCUGCUGAACAGGAAACGGCUCAUUAAAUACAUACUGUCACCGAUUCAUAAGAGAGUGUGAAGACAAUAUAAUUACUGUAAUUAUGGCAGAUACUUGCUGCGGAGUUGCCAUUUGUGUUGGGAAUUUUAUCCUCUCUGUAUGGCAGGAGGAUUAAAAGAAGCAACCUAUAGAGCUGCCAAUAUGUUCGUGCCGCAAAGGACUUACUCAGAAGCUGUUGUCUGGUUGUUCUGCUUACAGAAAGUGGAGCUCCAUGAGCUGCUGGCAUCCCAGGGGCAGAGCAGAGGCAGGGAAGGCUGCUGGUCUGCUUUCUUCCUGCUGCAAAGGAGGCAGAUUUUGGCUGUGAAUUUGAACCCACCCUAUGCUAUGCAGGCCAAGGUGGCAUUGAGAAGGUCCACAGCAGCAGCAUUUAUGAUAUCACAGUGUGAACAUUAGUCUUUUUCUUUUUCUUUUCUUGGUUUCUAUUGAUCCCAGUGUUCCCAUUUACAGAGCUCAGUGUUUCAGUGACCAUGGUUUCUCCUCUGCUAAGGCUCUCCUGUUGCCUCAGAAAAUUAUCAUCCCAUUUACUUAAUAAGGCUGACUCCAAGCUUCAGGCAUUGGCCUGCCAAGUUGAUGCACAAAGGUGAGUGAAACUGGCCACUUCUCUGUUUGCCAUCCUCCCCUGCAGGCUUAGCUGGGGAGGUUUGUGCAAGGCAAUGCAAGUGGAGGCACACAGCUCAAGAGUAAUGAGCCUUAAAGUCACCAGCGUCUCACAUCUCCUCUCUUGCUCUACUGAUGGAGAGUAAACUGCAGGUAAACUUCAGAAGUCAUGUGCAGUAAAUGUCAUACAUUCUUAUCAUGCCCAAGCCCAUGUCCAUUCACAAGGUGUCUUUCCACAGAUAUCACACCUGUGAAUCUCAGAUUCAGAGAUGAGGUAAGUGGGGAAGCAGAGCAGGAGCGUGGGAAUGAGCCUUAAGCUGCCUAGUUUGAGUAAUGAUUUCAUUCUGGCUGAUAGCAGCGAGAAGUCAAGAGGGGUGAAGACAGCGCCCUAUUUCUCAGUGAGCUAAUAGUGACCAUCGGCCUACUUUUUAUUGGGAGUGAUUACAUUUUCCUUUUCUGAUCCUUACAGCUCUCAUCUAUUUGCCAUCAGCAAGCUUGCCUGCUUUGCCCGUGAUGGGAUCACACGUUCACCAAAGCCACUCUUGUCGCUGUAUGGGAACACGUUCCUCCCUGCCUCUAGAAGCUGAGGAUUGGAAGAGGUUAUGAACAUCAUUGACCAGAUUUUCUUCAGUGUAUGACACCUGUCAGUUGACUUAAACGACUCCUCGCCAUUUCUUCAUGUUCUGCAUCUCCCACAAGUCAGCUCCACAGAUGCGUCAGGAAUGCUUCCUGAUGGCUGCAUUGGAACAAAUGUGCAGGUGAGGUCAGGAGCCAUUUAUUUCUUCAAGUAUUUGCAUUGAUCUGGCACUAAUGGCUCAAUCUCUUUGCUGCCAUCCAUCAGUAGGACACAUCAGGCCAUGCGGUGUUCUUUGUUUUUAGAGGUAUGAAGUAGCAGUCCAUCACUUCCACACCGUUGCUGUGGCCCUGAACGCAAAAUAGCCCACUGCGAACUCCUGGAGGUUUGAAUGGAAAACUCUUCAGUAUCACUCAGAAAUACAAGUUUUAGGUUUAUCAGCUCCUUGUUGGCUUGUGAAUAAAGGCCACUAUCAGUGUGGAGAAAGUGGGGGCCUUCUGUCCCAGACAUAGAGUCAUAGAAUCAUAGAAUCACAAGGUUGGAAAAGAUCUACAAGGUCAUCCAGUCCAACUGUCUUCCCAUCACUGUUACUACUCCAAGCCACUAAACCAGAUCUUGUAGCUCCUCAUCCAGAUGCUUCUUGAACACUGCGAGGGAUGGCAACUCCACCAUCUCCCUGGGCAGCAAGUUUGAUUAUGGUCUAAAGUUACAUCGACUUUCACCUGUCUGCUGUCCAUUCAAAGAAGAGGCAGAAGGAGAUGGGCCAGGUUAGUCUAGGGAGAGUUGGAUAGAGACAAUAGUAAGAUGCUCCAUCAGUGUCCCCCAGCUAAGUGACACUGAAGUGCUACAUGGAGGAAGUACUUUUUGGGGAGCUAUCAGCAGUCUAAAACUGUACUGGUACAUUCUUUUCUCUGGGUUAAUAAAAGCAUUUCAUGUGCUUCAA